Messenger RNA from Theobroma umbraticum, 813 nucleotides. RefSeq lists its product as uncharacterized. The record is from RefSeq and is a predicted model, not a curated record. NCBI's taxonomy places the organism in Eukaryota, Viridiplantae, Streptophyta, Magnoliopsida, Malvales, Malvaceae.
GUAUUGACCAGUCUAUAAAAAUAGGUUAAAACUUUUAUUCAAUGUAUUCAAAGCAACUUCUUUAGAGAUGGCUUCUUUCUCCGUGCGUGAUCGGCUUCACAAGCAUCACAACAUAUCAAUCGCCAAGAAACGCUUGAAAUUGCAAACGAAAACGAGAAAGAAUGGGAUGAAGGCCACGCAGGAAAGGUUUAAGAGGUUGAAAACAGAAAUGGAGGAGAUCAGGGAGGAACAGAAGGGUAUUCGAGACGGGCAGAGGCAAGUUCGUGAAAAAUUUGAAGCAAUUGAAUCUGAGUGCGAACAGUUGAAGAAAGAAACUAAGUUCAUAAUCCAACAAAGUGCUAGAACUCAGAUCAAAUUAGUUCUCAUGUUCAGAAUAUUGAAGGCAAGGGAAGAAAGUGACUCUGCCACCGCUGCCAAUCUUACUCAGUUGCUUGGUCAUAUUGUCGAGAGGGAGAAGGAAGAAAGGCAAAGCACUGGGUGAUGCAUGAACAAACCUAAUAAUCUUCCUCCGCUGGUGGAGAUUUUAAUUAAUCUGGUUUCUCCUGUUGUUUGUUAAUUAUUAUACCACCUCCUCCUUUGCUUUCUCUAUAAUCUCUAUUUAUGGUUUUAAACUAUUCUGCUAUUACAUGGUUUAAAGUAGUUCUUGCCACAAAUUCAGUAUUUGCUUUGUUGCUAAGUAAUAUGUAAAUGGAGUAUUAAUAGUUUGUAUUGGUUGGUGGAUAUGUAAUUAAUAGUUUGUAUUGAUUGAUGGAUAUGUAAGAAACAAUUGUUUGGAGCAACAUUUUUCAACUUUCCAUUUGAGGUCUUAGUUCA